This is a messenger RNA of Saitoella complicata NRRL Y-17804, 2340 nucleotides long. Its product is annotated as acyl-CoA oxidase. Gene Ontology annotation, cellular component: peroxisome. The record is from RefSeq and is a predicted model, not a curated record. Bases 93 to 2225 code for a protein of 710 amino acids. Lineage: Eukaryota; Fungi; Ascomycota; Saitoellomycetes; Saitoellales; Saitoellaceae. The transcript is spliced from 2 exons. Gene Ontology annotation, molecular function: fatty acid binding; acyl-CoA oxidase activity; FAD binding. Gene Ontology annotation, biological process: lipid homeostasis; fatty acid beta-oxidation using acyl-CoA oxidase.
CCGAAGGCGAAGCAACACCCAUAAAAGGCUCUCCUCGAUCUCAUCCCUCCCCUUCCCUUCCUCUCUACCACCCAUACAAACAACAAACAACCAUGCCCAUGAGCAAUAAAUCAGAACCCUUCAAGGCAGUGGCCCACAUCCCCUUCCCCUCCCACCUAAAACCCGCAGACCCUCAAGGCCCCGACGUCCUCGCCCGCGAACGCUCAAAAGCGACCUUCUCCAUCCCCAAACUUACCGAAUACAUUUACGGUCACGAAUGGCUUGCUCGUCGGGAUAAGAUCUUGGCCAUUUUGGAGGCUGAUCCGAUUAUGGACAAGACACCGAAUUACUACUUGGGGAGGGGGGAGAGGAUUCGGUUAGCGUUGGCGAGGGCGAAGAGGGCGACGCAGUUGGCGAAGGAUUUGGACUGGACGGAUGAGGAGGUUCAGAUGGCUGAUUGGCUUGUUGAUGAGGCUCACCCGUACCACCUUCACAAGUCCAUGUACCUAAUGACCCUCCGCGGGCAAGGUACCCCCGAACAACACGAGAAGUUCCUCAAUCCCUCCGAGAACUACGAAUUGAUCGGCUGCUACGCACAAACCGAACUCGGCCACGGCUCAAACGUCCAAGGCCUCGAAACCACCGCGACCUACGACCCUAAGACACAGACCUUCGAUCUCCACUCCCCCACCCUCACUUCCUCAAAAUGGUGGAUCGGCUCCCUCGGACGUACGGCGAAUACGGCGGUCGUCAUGGCUCAACUCAUCUCGAAUGGAAAAACCUACGGGCCCCACCCUUUUGUCGUACCCAUCCGCGACCUGAAAACUCACCAACCCCUCCCCGGCGUCCUUGUUGGCGAUAUCGGGCCCAAGUUCGGGUACAACGCGAUCGAUAACGGGUUUUUGCUGUUCGAGCACGUGAAGAUCCCACACUUCAACAUGCUCGCCAAUUUCGCCCGGAUCGACCCCGCCACGGGUGCCUACGAGAAACCACCGAACGACAAGUUGUCGUACGGAACAAUGACCUGGGUCCGUUCCGGGAUCGUGUUGAAUGCGAGACUCGUUACUGCGAGGGCGGCGACGGUCGCGGUGAGGUAUUGUGCGAUUCGGAGGCAGUUUGCGGAUCGGGAUGCGCCAAAGUUCGAGAGGGGACGGGCGGUGGAAACGGCGGUGUUGGAUUACACUACUGUUCAGGUCCGACUUCUUCCCGUUAUUGCUCAGGCGUACGCUCUCCACUUUACCGGGACUGCGAUGAUGAGGUUGUAUGAGUUGAAUGCCAAACGCGCCGCUGGAGGCGAUUUCGCACUCCUUGCCGACCUCCACGCGUCCUCCUCCGGUCUCAAAUCCCUCUGCACGACCAUGGCCGCCGAAUCUAUCGAAGUCUGCCGUCGCGCUUGUGGAGGCCACGGAUUCAGUAUGUUCUCCGGACUCGGAACUUUCUACCAAGACUACCUCCCCAACGUCACCUACGAAGGCGACAACUACAUGCUCACGCAACAAGUCGCCCGCUACCUCCUCAAAAUCGCACGUGAAGUCAAGGAGAAAGGUGGGAAGAUCAAGUAUGCGAACAAGAACCCCACGAUCGAGUAUUUGCUCGCGUAUCAGCAGGACAAGAAUGCGAAGUGUCCAGUGGAGAGUGAGGGUGAUUGGAGGGAUGCGGAGAUGUUGGUGAGGGCGUUUGGACACCGUGCGGCGUAUUUGGUGGAGGAUAUCUUGCAUAAGAGAGAUGAGCUGAAUAUGUCCUGGAACUCGCUUCUUGUGGAUUUCUACCGCGCGAGUGUCGCGCACUGUCAGUUCAUCCUCAUCAAGACUUUUGCAGACGCACUCGAGGCAGGUGAUCUGGAGAGCAACGGCCGCAAAGGCAUGGGGGCUGUUAUGCGUGAAUGCUGUUACCUCUUCGGCGUGGACACCAUGCUCCGCGAAGCUUCGGAAUUCCUCGCGUCAGGAUACCUCUCCCCUCACCAAUUCUCCCUCCUCCGCACAUCGCAGAUGUCACUCCUCAUCUCGCUCCGACCGAACGCUGUCCCCCUCGUUGACGCCUUCGAUUUCCCCGAUUAUUUGUUGCAGAGUUCGUUGGGGAGGGGGGAUGGGAGGGUUUAUGAGGAUAUGGUGAAGAGGGCGGGGAUGGAGCCGUUGAACGGAGUUACUUUUAAUGUGAAUUAUAGGGAUGCGGAGGUUGUCAGGGGGGAGGGUGAGGUGGAGAGGUUGAGGGAGAGUAUGGGAAGGGUUGGGAAGGCGAAGAUUUGAGGAUGGUCAAAGUAUGGAAAAGUGUACGUUAUGAGGUUUGUUAUGCACCCCUGUCUUGGUAUUGGUUUGAGUACGAUAGUAUGAUAUCCUUGUGAAUGAAAUGCUCUUUAACUUC